This is a messenger RNA of Rattus norvegicus (Norway rat), 1949 nucleotides long. The record is from RefSeq and is a predicted model, not a curated record. Lineage: Eukaryota; Metazoa; Chordata; Mammalia; Rodentia; Muridae.
GUUAGGCCUCAGAGACGAGCCGUGACUCCGCCGGAGAGCUAGAGCGGCAGAGCUACAAGUGUCGGCGGGCCCGCGGAAGUGACAUCACUUCCUUAGUCCGUGGGCGGGGCUUCUGGUCAUCUCGGUAUCUACCUGUGGACCGCAUGGAAGCAAAGACUCUUGGGAUCACUACACCAAGAAAACCUGUCUUAUCUGUCAGUGCAAGAAAACUCAAGGACAAUGCAGCUGACUGGCAUAACUUAAUCCUGAAAUGGGACAGCCUCAGCGACAAGGGCUUCACCACAGCGAGCAGUAUUGCCAACCUGAAAGUCACCUUGUUGAGUAAAGAGAAGGUUGAAUUAGAGAGCAGCAGUCCAACUUCCAUCGAAGAGGAAGAGAAGACAAACCUGGACUAUGAUAAAGGACUUGAAGCAUUGUGUGAGGAGCUACAGGCCAUCUUGGACGGCUUGGACAAGGCUACAGUGGCUAAAAUGAAGGUGUCUCACCAGGACCUCUUGCUCACUGACUGCUUCCUCUAAGAGCAAACUGCUUCGCCCCUUGUGACAUCACCUCAUCGUUGUUUAUCUCCAGAGGCUCCUGAGAGCAUGCACCAGAGCUGCUGAGGUAAUCCUGACACAUCCUCUUCACCACGUCAUACAGCUGUUCAAACUCCUUGUACACAGCAGGAAAGAAAGGCUUCGUCCUGGGACUUUUCUCAACCUUUGUGACAGGAAGGAUGAACAGUUUAAAUCCAAGGCAGAAAACAGAAAACAAACUUGAAAGACAGAGAACCACGGUCCUUGACCCCUGAAACUAGUCAGUGGCCAGCGUUGUCAUAGCUUCCUAGUGGCUCCUAUGCAUGCCACACCAUGCCCAACCCUGAGAGGCCAGUUAAAGUGGGUGACAGAAAACAGCCUUAGCAGGAAGGCUACAAACCCUGGGACUAGCAUGACCCACAGGGAGCAUAAAGUUGGCAAAAAGGCACCUUCAGCACCUAAGGGACAUAGUCAUACCUCCUAAGGGGCAUAGCCACACCUCCUAAGGGGCAUAGCCACACCUCCUAAGGGGCAUAGCCACACCUCCUAAGAGGCAUAGCCACACCUAAGAGGCAUAGCCACACCUCCUAAGAGGCAUAGUCACACCUCCUAAGAGGCAUAGUCACACCUCCUAAGAGGCAUAGCCACACCUCCUAAGAGGCAUAGCCACACCUCCUAAGGGGCAUAGCCACACCUCCAAAGAGGCAUAGUCACACCUCCUAAGAGGCAUAGCCACACCUCCUAAGGGGCAUAGCCACACCUCCUAAGGGGCAUAGCCACACCUCCUAAGUGGCAUAGUCACACCUCCUAAGAGGCAUAGCCACACCUCCUAAGAGGCAUAGUCACACCUCCUAAGUGGCAUAGUCACACCUCCUAAGAGGCAUAGCCACACCUCCUAAGAGGCAUAGCCACACCUCCUAAGGGGCAUAGUCACACCUCCUAAGAGGCAUAGCCACACCUCCUAAGGGGCAUAGCCACACCUCCUAAGAGGCAUAGCCAUACCUCCUAAGGGGCAUAGCCACACCUCCUAAGGGGCAUAGCCACACCUCCUAAGGGGCAUAGCCACACCUCCUACGGCCACCAUGGUUUCCCACACAUACAGCUGCUGCCUCACAGAAAAUUAGUCAAGGGAGUGACAGUGGCUUACUGAGACACCCGUACAGAGAGGGUCUAGGUGCUACAGCUCUUUUCAGCUCUGUCCUAGUAAAGAAAAAUGAUUCUGGGGCUGGAGAGAUGGCUCAGCGGUUAAAGAGCGCCCGACUGCUCUUCCAGAGGUCAUGAGUUCGGUUCCCAGCAACCACAUGGUGGCUCACAACCAUCUGUAAAGAGAUCUGAUGCCCUCUUCUGGUGUAUCUGAAGACAGCUACAGUGUACUUAUAUAUAAUAAAUAAAUAAAUCUUAAAAAAAAAAAAAAAAAAAAAGAAAAAAGAAAAA